This is a messenger RNA of Tinamus guttatus (white-throated tinamou), 267 nucleotides long. The record is from RefSeq and is a predicted model, not a curated record. NCBI's taxonomy places the organism in Eukaryota, Metazoa, Chordata, Aves, Tinamiformes, Tinamidae.
ACCGGCCGGAUCGAGCCAAACUACCCCAAAGUGUGUGGCCACCAGGGCAACGUGCUGGACAUCAAGUGGAACCCCUUCAUCGAGACUGUCAUCGCCUCCUGCUCCGAGGACACUUCCGUGCGGAUAUGGGAGAUCCCCGAGGGUGGCCUGAAGCGCAACAUGACGGAGGCGGUGCUGGAGCUGUACGGGCACAGCCGGCGCGUGGGCCUCGUCGAGUGGCACCCCACCACCAACAACAUCCUCUUCAGCGCCGGCUAUGACUAUAAG